This is a messenger RNA of Spirometra erinaceieuropaei, 4837 nucleotides long. The record is from the annotation of a GenBank genome assembly. NCBI's taxonomy places the organism in Eukaryota, Metazoa, Platyhelminthes, Cestoda, Diphyllobothriidea, Diphyllobothriidae.
AUGGAAACGACGAUAAAGCCCGCACAAUCUGCGACGAAAGGGUAAGGGUAGGAAAACCUCAUCCCCAACAUUAAUAAUUUUCGUACGGGGGACAAAACGAGAAAUAAGCGGAUCAAAAAUUUCGUACAGAUUUGCAGUGCAAACAUUUACAUCCGAACUAAGGAAGAAAUCAGCCCAGUCGUAGGAAUUAAGGUGUGAUAAUAAUUCGGUUGAGCGAGUUGAUCGGAAAUUGCGGAAAAAGCUAUACUUUGGGGGCGACGUUUUGUCAGCCUCGAAUUCCAACGUUGAAACAACUAUGUCAUGGUCUGAGCCCCCCAGUAGGCCUAGGGAUGACACCGACGAUGGCAUGCAGCCUCUACAGAAAAUUAGGUCAUGUAUGCUUGAGCCUCGGGUAGGAAAAUCCACGGCCUCAAGAAAGUCUUCGAACCUUCUUGGGCCUGAAGGCGGAGACCAGCGGACUUCGGGAAGAUUAAAGUCACCCGCAAUCAAUUGAUACUUAAAGCUUGAGUCGGCCGCAGCAUGAAAUGCCUGUGACAGUAAACGAUCAAAAUUGUCAGUGGCGUUGCGAGGACGAUAGACGCAGCCAACAAGUAAGGAGAACUUAAUUUUUAGUGCAACCUGGAGCCAGCAGCUGCCUUCUACUGCGGAGAAAUCGGGAGGUCCAACGGCAAAAAUGUAAGCGUUUGCUUAACGUAAACGCAGCUGCCUCCACCACGGCUAUCUUGGCGAUCAUUUCGGAUGCAAUUAUAGCCUAGAAGCGAGAGUUUGGAGUCAGCUACGGAGGCUGAUGCCCACGUCUCAGUUACUAAAACAAUAUCUGGACAACGGACGAGCACCAGAGUCUGAAACAAAGGCAUCUUAUUAAGCAAGGAUCUGGCAUUUAAAACAAAAAGUUUGAAGGGAAAGGCUGUUUGUUUCUGAGGUAAGUGGGUUACAUCGUCCAGUUCUGGGCUGCCUACGGAGCAAAUGGUCAGGAUGCAACCAUCCGGUUUUGCAAACAAUUUUGUGGCAUCGAAAAAUUCUGACGUGGAUAAAAAGGGGUAGGACUUGGAGGAGAGAAUGACGGGCAGGUGAUCUGAUAACCAUUGUUAGCUAACUUAUUUUCAGCUGGAAAUCCGCUGGCCAGAUUCUGCAACGCAUUCUCGCCGGAACGAAACUGAGGAUCGGAUGAAUUAACUGAUUCAGUAUGGACAUUAUCAUGAGGAAUAAAUUGGUAAAACGGCCGUGGAGGAAACAAGUUGGGGGGUGGGGGACGCAUUGUUUCCGCUGGAAUAAGAGUUUUAUUAAACGGCGGAAAAAUCGGCAUAUUCGGCCUAAAUGCCGCGAUAUGAAGGCUGGGGGGCAGUUGCGAAUCAGCUACGUUUUGAGUCGGGGUAUUUGAAGCACUGUUAGCCGAUUGUGGAGGAAAAGAGUCGAACAAGACUGGCCAGCAUAUGGUAUUAGGUACGGGAUUCAAAACGGAAAUUGUCGAGGCAGAAUUCCUAAAACAGAUGAGGCUAUCCGCCUCGAAGUGGCGCAAGGUAGAGGAACCUGGACGCGGUCGCUCACAGCCCUUUUAAAGUCCAGCCGAGGAGAGAACACCAGAUGCUAGGGCGGUGAUCAAAGUGAAGGGGGGACAAUGUCACCCUGAGACCUCUUCGCUGACCGGGCAAACUAUUAAAAAAUGGUAGAAGCAGAGGAUUCCGCUGUGAUCGUCAACAGAACAUUUGAGGUUGAAAUGAGUUGUUGACAUCAAGAACCGUAAAAAUCAUCGAUCGGGGUUUUCAGUGGACUUUAUCAGAUACACAAAUGUAGUGUAGUGGCUGGUCUUGAUUUCCUGCACUCCCCUGUAUUUGGUAUUCUACAGAACUCACUUUCAUGGUCCCGCGAUGCUUGUGGAAUCGCAUUGCGAUUGCGAAAUAAGUCCCUUUUCUGCAUAAAUGCGCAUCCAGACAAUUGUGUAUAACAUGGACGGUAAAUGUGUGUCAAUGGUGGCGUCCAUGUACUGGUCGUUGUAGGUCGCUCACUUGCUUGCUGGUGUUGGCUACGCCUAGUGCCUAGUAGUUGGUAUCACAGCCUCACCUGUUGCUCCUCGAAGCUGGGCCCAGCCUAGCGGCCACAUUCCGGCAACCGUCUCGACCGGAGGGCCAAACCGGAUGAGGGUAUCCGUGUGCGUAUCCCCACACACGGUGUCUCUGCUUCUCUUCCUGUCUCCCCUCUCCUCUCUCCCCUUCCUCUCUUCACUUCCCGCCCCCUCUUAACCUCCCCCUCUUUCCUCUUUAGCUUAUUUAAAUUUAAAUUUAAAUUUAAAUUUAAUUUAAAUUUAAUUUAAAUUUAAAUUUAUUUAAAUUUAAAUUUAAUUUAAUUAAAUGCCAGUUUACAGGCAUUGUCAAGGGAAGCGAUUAAACACAAAUCUUCCGCUCUACCUUCUGCUCUGUUCACUCUCUUGUCUACUCCUUCCCACCGCUUUUGAAGUCCCACGGCGAGGGCGACAUGCAAUCGCGUAUGCGGCCAGGCCAAUCAGGUCGUUCUCAGUGGACUUUAUCAGAUACACAAAUGUAGUGUAGUGGCUGGUCUUGAUUUCCUGCACUCCCCUGUAUUUGGUAUUCUACAGAACUCACUUUCAUGGUCCCGCGAUGCUUGUGGAAUCGCAUUGCGAUUGCGAAAUAAGUCCCUUUUCUGCAUAAAUGCGCAUCCAGACAAUUGUGUAUAACAUGGACGGUAAAUGUGUGUCAAUGGUGGCGUCCAUGUACUGGUCGUUGUAGGUCGCUCACUUGCUUGCUGGUGUUGGCUACGCCUAGUGCCUAGUAGUUGGUAUCACAGCCUCACCUGUUGCUCCUCGAAGCUGGGCCCAGCCUAGCGGCCACAUUCCGGCAACCGUCUCGACCGGAGGGCCAAACCGGAUGAGGGUAUCCGUGUGCGUAUUCCCACACACGGUGUCUCUGCUUCUCUUCCUGUCUCCCCUCUCCUCUCUCCCCUUCCUCUCUUCACUUCCCGCCCCCUCUUAACCUCCCCCUCUUUCCUCUUUAGCUUAUUUAAAUUUAAAUUUAAAUUUAAAUUUAAUUUAAAUUUAAUUUAAAUUUAAAUUUAUUUAAAUUUAAAUUUAAUUUAAUUAAAUGCCAGUUUACAGGCAUUGUCAAGGGAAGCGAUUAAACACAAAUUCUUCCGCUCUACCUUCUGCUCUGUUCACUCUCUUGUCUACUCCUUCCCACCGCUUUUGAAGUCCCACGGCGAGGGCGACAUGCAAUCGCGUAUGCGGCCAGGCCAAUCAGGUCGUUCUCUGAUUAAACCAAUAGGCGACCCAUGGUGGACAGCUGAAGCCGUCUGGGACAACCAAAGCAGCCCUAAGUGGCACUGUUUACACAAGCCAGGGUAAGGGGGCAUAAAAUAUGCCUCAAACAAAUACCGGCUUGACGAUAUCUGUGCGCAGACCGUGGCUCCGCAGACUGCAGUACCCGCAGUCGAAACAACCGAACGAAAAACGACAAUCUCUCCCUUCUACCUCCUCCCCCCCGUCCGACCCCACAGGCUGCUAAGGUGAGCCGUCUCAGUUGGGCAGCCUGGGAUGUUCGUCCCCUUUAAACAAUCCCAAGAGAAACCUCCCGGAACGGCGAACGGCGUUUGUUGCUCGGGAACAGGUGCCUUUCAAGUUGUAAAUUGUCGCACUUACCAAAAUCCGGUUCUACAAAGAAGGCCAACUGGAGGAGAUGAGUACCGGUUGUCGCAAGACAGAGUGAUGAAACGCGAGCGUGACCUUUCCAUCGGGAAUGGCAUGGUCGGACGGCCGCCCUAUCUGUCUCAGUCAUUCAACGGUCGUCUGAUUAGACUCCGCCUGCUUCUUUCGGGAGACCAUUUUGCCGCCGUCAUCAGCGUCUAAACCCCCCGAUGACUAACUUGUCGAGGCGAGCAACAAGUUCUAUGAUGACCUGAACGCACUCCCAGUAUCUGUGCCGGAGUCGGAUUAAUUAAUUGUACUUGGUGACUUCAACGUCCGCGUCGGCACAGACCGUGCUGCCAGGAAAUUAGUGCUGGGUCCCCGUUGUAUCGGCGGCUACAGUGACAAUGAUCUGGUCCUCCUAGAAAGCUACGUAUAUCAUCACUUUAUCCUGACCAACACCUUCAUCCGUCUCCCAACGCGGGAGAAGGCAACCUGGAUGCACCUUCGUUGCGACACUGGCAUUUGCGGGACUCUCUCUCCAUCCUGAAGCGGGAACAGCAAGGCAUGCUGAUGACCAAGGUAAUUCGGGUGAUGACGGCUGGGCCAACAAUGCCUCGUUACCCCCAAGUUCAGGAUCUGGCCACAGUCACGCAGGAGACUUCAAGAUAAGCGAUUGCCAGGUAAUAUGGCUAAUGUUGUGCUGAGUGCGCCUGCUCACCAUCUUACUUUCUGCAACCAGCCAGCUCAACGUCUAGCCAACCUUCGAGUCCUGGCUGCCGACGAGGACGUCUCCGUAGAUAUAAGCGGUAUAAGCUGAAGGUUAGCAUCUAGUCAAUCGCCCUGGCUGUCCUCAGCCGCGCUCGUCGCCUGAACAAGAACUGGCUCGAAGACAAAGACGCCGUCAUCAGCAGCCUGCUCGCCGAGAAGAACCGUUCACACAAUGCCUACGUCAACCGCCCCACCGACGAAGACAAGGUAGCCUUCUACUCUAGUCGCCGCUCUGUGCAACAGCAGCUGCCGGAGAUGCCGGAUGCCUGGAUGACUCACAAGACCCAGAAGAUUCAAGGGCACACGGAGCGCAACGAAUGGAAAAACCUCUUCGCCGCGAUCAGGACUGUGCCCAGUCCCACAGCCAUGGAAAGCCUCCUUUCCUCAGCGCCGAAGGAACUACCUCACUCUGUGAUAGGGUGCAAAUUCUGA